Messenger RNA from Cyprinus carpio (common carp), 1176 nucleotides. Its product is annotated as olfactory receptor 4S1-like. Gene Ontology annotation, biological process: G protein-coupled receptor signaling pathway. The record is from RefSeq and is a predicted model, not a curated record. Gene Ontology annotation, cellular component: membrane. Gene Ontology annotation, molecular function: G protein-coupled receptor activity; olfactory receptor activity. Lineage: Eukaryota; Metazoa; Chordata; Actinopteri; Cypriniformes; Cyprinidae.
UGAGAUUUAAUUGUUAUUCUUAUUUUGUAACAUUUGGUGACUGUAAAUAAUCAAAUAUCAAUUAAUUUUGUAUUUUGUGGUAACAUACAGAGAUAAUGGAUAAUAUUACUUAUUUUGCAACCUACACCCUGAUGGAACCACAAGGCUCUAAAUCAUAUAGACAUAUAUAUUUCACAUGCUUUUUCUUUAUUUAUAGUCUAAUAUUGUUUAUGAACAGUUGCCUUUGUGUGGUAAUUGUUUUUGAGAGAGCCCUUCAUCAACCAAUGUACAUUUUUCUGUGCAAUCUGUGUUUAAAUGGAAUGUAUGGAGCCACUGGAUUUUAUCCCAAAUUCCUACAUGAUUUAAUACUGGAUUCAUAUGUGAUUCCUUCUUACAUGUGUGCUUUUCAGUCUUUUGUUAUCUACAGUUCAAUUAAAUGUGAAUAUUCUACAUUAGCAGCGAUGGCAUAUGACAGACAUGUGGCCAUAUGUCGACCUUUAGACUAUCACUCAAAGAUGAACACAUAUUCUUGUGUCUUGCUACUUUUCGUUUGUUGGACUGUACCAUUAAUUUCAACACUCAUUGCUCUGCUUCUAUCAAAUAGGUUAGUAUUAUGUAAAAAUCACAUUGAUAAACUGUAUUGUGACAACUGGUCAAUGGUAAAGCUGUCAUGUGAAUCAACUGUCACCAAUAACAUUUAUGGACUAAUAAGCAUUUCAUUUAAUUUUUGCAUUUUCGCUGUAAUUAUUGUAUCCUAUGUAAAACUUGCAAUUGCAUGUAAAGCAUCAUUAGAAUGCAGAAGAAAAUUUUGGCAGACAUGUGUGCCUCAUGUAAUUUCAUUAUUUAAUUUCAGUGUUGCAAUGCUUUUUGAUACAAUGUACAACAGAUACGGUUCAAGCGAUUUCCCAGAUGACCUGCGUAAUUUUUUGGCUUUAGAAAUAAUUAUUGUGCCCCCACUUUUAAAUCCUGUAAUCUAUGGCUUAAACUUGAAAGAAGUCCGCAACAGAGUCUUUAAAGCAUGUAUAAAUAUCUUGAAAAAAGCAUGAUAAACUUCUGUUGUAUGUGUUUAAUAGUCUUUAUACAAUACUGAAUCCUUAUUGUAAACAGCUAAGGCAUAAAUGAAGCAAUGCUCAUGUCAUAUCAUGCUGAAAAACAUAUACCAAAAUGUUCAUAAUUACAAUUUCUAUUACUAUGAAA